UCGCUCACGGAAGGGAUCGUGCGAUCGCAUCCUGAGCUGCCCUCUGGUUUCGUACGUUAGCUUUCACCGUUUAUUGCCCCCAAGGGCGGCGCAACGAAUUUCUGGUAGGGCCUCGCGCACUCACGAUGGCCAUCUACCAGGCGCCAUUGGCGGUUCACGUACUUGCGAUGGUAAUACCAUGUGGCUGUGACGGUAGUGGCUUACCUACGCUUACCGGCACUGUUCGUUCACCACGCAGAUUAAAAUCAAGUUUUACAAUGGCACUGGCUAAUAUAUCAGGUAUUCCUGACAAACAUUGGCAACCUCCGUUUGUGGCUUUAGAAACAACAAUGGGUGAAAUAGUCGUCGAAUUAUAUUGGAAGCACGCACCGAUAACCUGUAGAAAUUUUGCAGAACUCGUUCGCAGGGGAUACUACAAUGGGACAAAAUUUCACAGAAUCAUCCGUGACUUCAUGAUCCAAGGUGGUGACCCAACUGCAACUGGAAAGGGUGGUAUGUCAAUUUAUGGAGAAUGUUUCGAUGACGAAAUACAUGACGAUUUAAAACACACCGGUGCUGGUAUAUUGUCGAUGGCCAAUUCUGGGCCGGAUACCAAUGGUUCGCAGUUCUUCAUUACCCUGGCUCCUACUCAAUGGUUGGAUGGGAAGCACGCAAUUUUCGGACGAAUUCAUACUGGGAUGGCCAUCGUGAAGAGGAUCGGUUUGGUAGAAACUGACAAAAACGAUCGACCGAUAGAUGACGUAAAGAUUAUCAAAGGUUCGGUGAGGAACGCAUAAUUGUAAUACUUAUUUAAUAAAUGAAUCGAAUUUCUAUUUUUCCUAAUUGGACCUACUCUUUAAAGAUAUUAAUCACAACUCACUAUUUCAUAUGUAAAUCGAUGACUCAACUGAACCUAACAAACUAAAUUGAUUCUCGGUCAAAGAAGAAAUUUUGUUAGAAAAGUAAGAUUCUACAGGAACUGUGUGAACAUUAUUUUAGAUAUUAUAUUUUAAUUAAUAUCUAUAUAACAUCAGGAUUUGUAAGGUCUUUU
This is a messenger RNA of Orussus abietinus, 1030 nucleotides long. It is a transcript of the gene Cypl, whose product is annotated as peptidyl-prolyl cis-trans isomerase-like 1. Gene Ontology annotation, molecular function: peptidyl-prolyl cis-trans isomerase activity. Gene Ontology annotation, biological process: protein folding; protein peptidyl-prolyl isomerization. Gene Ontology annotation, cellular component: catalytic step 2 spliceosome. The transcript is spliced from 5 exons. Lineage: Eukaryota; Metazoa; Arthropoda; Insecta; Hymenoptera; Orussidae. The record is from RefSeq and is a predicted model, not a curated record. Bases 126 to 776 code for a protein of 216 amino acids.